GUGAUACUUCUGGAGAAUUCAAAGAUUUGUUAGUUGCGCUUGUCACCGGCAGCAAGGAUAGCAGCCGCAAUACCAAUGAUCAGGAGGCUAAGGAUGUGUUUGCCGCUUUCGCUGACCUUUCUGGAACUAGCAUUGAGAAGGCAAUUGAAAAGGAGUUCAGUGGCGACCUACAAAAGAGCUACCUUACUAUCGUCAAGGCCGCAUCCGACAAGCAGAAAUUCUUCGCUGAACAGCUCUACGCCUCCAUGAAGGUAAGACUUCGAGCUGGCAUGGGAUACCGCUGCAUAAUUUAUUCACUUUUGAUUUUAAGGGCCUGGGCACUAGGGACAACGACCU
Messenger RNA from Strongylus vulgaris, 336 nucleotides. The record is from the annotation of a GenBank genome assembly. NCBI's taxonomy places the organism in Eukaryota, Metazoa, Nematoda, Chromadorea, Rhabditida, Strongylidae.